Messenger RNA from Hypoxylon trugodes, 1920 nucleotides. RefSeq lists its product as uncharacterized. The record is from RefSeq and is a predicted model, not a curated record. The transcript is spliced from 3 exons. NCBI's taxonomy places the organism in Eukaryota, Fungi, Ascomycota, Sordariomycetes, Xylariales, Hypoxylaceae. The coding region runs from base 231 to 1673 and encodes 480 amino acids.
CAUUUAUCAAUGCAACUUUACUACUAGAAGCUACCUAGGUACGCUACUUCCCAUUCUAUUCCUCUACUUGUUUUUUUGCCGAGGUUUGUUAAACUCAUCUUCAUCUAUCGUAUCUACACUCCUAACGAUCUUCACUACUCCAUCACCGACGCCUAUUUGUCAAACGACACCCAUUGAAUAUCCAAUAUCCCAUACAAGGUCUCAUAGAAACAUAUCUACUCACCUUCAAGAUGGCGACCUGGGGUCCCGGCCUCCUCCAAUCUGACGACGACUACGAAAUCGCAGAGCACCUAUCCCGUCUUGCUGGAGUCAAUCUUCUCUGUCCUCAUGACCAUGAAGACUACCCCAAGAUUGUCAAGAAGCUAAACGAUGGCGGAAUCUCCGAUCUUUUUCAAAGAAUUAUGUCAUCCGACUUCAAGCCUGAUCGAAGCUAUCAUAAACGAGAACGCGUACCUAUCAUUCUCGGAAUGCUUGCCAUGUGUUUAGGUGUCAUUAUUGAGAACAGCCAUUUGGCCCAGCUUGGAGUGCUACGACCCUGGCUUCCCAUCGUCGAACAGCAGGUGCAACUCGUUACUGCGCUUGAUGAGUACAAGAACAACGGCACACCUUGGCAGUCGGGAUCCAAGAACCGUGAGGAAACAAUGCGCGCGAAGGAGGUUGGACCUUCGAAAUAUGAUCUCGGGGAUGAAUUUUGGGGCAAUGGUCUAGGACGCUCUCUCGAUGAGGACUGGACUUCGAAGAUGCUCAGUAAAGUCUGUUUCAACUGCGGCGAGAAGGGAAACCUCGAGCAUUGCGGGAAAUGCAGGAUUGUUCAGUACUGCAGCAGACAAUGUCAACGAAUGGACUGGCCAAUCCACAAGAGAGUCUGCACCCCACGUCCUUCUGUCCGCACUUGCCCUGUCCCCAAGCCUAAGAAGCAGGUUGAACCAGAAGUCAAUCGCGGUGAAGACGAUGGCGACGAUAUGGAAGAUACCGGAGGUCACAAGGACGAGGUCAAUGAGGCUAGCGAGGGUAACGACACUAGUGAUAGCAGCGUAAACGAGGAGAUUGAGGACGAUGCCGAAGAAGAGUACGACGAAAGCUUUGAAAUUAACGAGGACGAUGCUAGUCAGUACUACGAAUAUGAUGAGGACGACGAGGACGACUACGAUGGAAGGGGAUACGACGAAGAAGGGUACAACCAAGACAAUUACGACGAGGAAGAUUAUGAUGAAGAGGAGUAUGAAGGUGAAGACGGUCCUCAGGAUCAGGACGAAGCCGAAGUUGGGUGUCCAACCUGCAAGUAUGGAUAUGAUGAGGCCGAGGACGGUCCGAACCAGGGUCAGUACGAUGAAGACGAAGACGAAGAUGAAGGGGAGGGCGAGGGCGAGGGGGAGGAGGAGGAGGAGGAGGAGGAGGAGGGCAGCAACGACGGGGACGGUGGUGACGAGGUGGAUGAUGAGGAAGGUGACUACGAAAACGAAGAUGAGGACGAGGACGAGGACGAGGACGUCGACCAUUACGCUGAUGAAGACGAUGAAGCCAUUUUCGAGGGUAACUACAAUGGUUUCUAUGAGUAUGUCAACAGCAGCUCUAACCCAGACGAAGGCGAGGGCUAUGAUUUGGAUAACGACAAUGGCCACGAAGCAUCAGGCUCCGAGAACGAGGAUCGACCCGAACCCUCCACAGGGUAAAUCCACUGAUCCUCCAACGGAGAAAAAAGGCCUUGACUAGUUGGAUCCGAGGGCGUUUUCGGGGGUCCUCGCAUGCUGCACUUCCUCCCAAUGAGAGGUCGGAGGGCCGAAAUGAAGCAUGAAAAGAUUUUAUUAAUUACCUAGGUAGUUAAGUGCCUUGCAGAUUUGGCGAUGCUUUUUAAUGGACUUUAAAUGUCCUGUCUCAAAUAGAGAGAACUAAAUAAAUCCGAACUCUGAAAAAAUGAUA